UGAUUAUAAGUGAUAUUGUUUAAAAUUAAAAUAAUGAAUUGCCAAAUCGAAACAUAAUCAAGCGACAAUAGUCUUUUUUUGAGUGCUGCAUACGUUAGUUGAAUCAAUCAACAACGUACUUCGAACAAAGCGAAACUUAACUAUUCAGUUUAUUUUGUUUGCAUUUUUGCAACGUUUUAACUUGCAUUGCAGAGCCAAUUUUAUCUCAAUAUAUCGCAGAAGCAUCAAUUUCGAACCAAAGUGAGUCAUACGCCUUUUGCGAUGCAAAUCGGCGUCCAUUGAAGCUGUGAAUACUAUGAUCUCAAAUGUAAUUUAUCAGUGUAGUGAAAUUGACCUACAUUAUUCCGAAUAAACAGGAUUAGAAUAUACGAAAAUCACCAUCAAAAGAUAUAUUAUAAAAAAAUAAAAAAUGCCAAUGAAUUCAUCCAGAUGUAUGAGUAAAUUUGUACAUUAUGACACCGAUGAAGACCUUUCUCUGAUGAACGUUAGUAUCUACAACUAUCCACGAGAGAUAUGGGUUACCAUCCCUGUUUGGGAAAUUGUGAUCAAAACCGUCACCUUCCUACCGUUGAUCACGUUCGGCAUUUUCGGCAAUAUCGCUCUACUGUGCAUAAUUUUCACCAUUCGAGCCCUUAAAACUCCAACCAAUAUGCUGAUCGCAAAUCUGGCCGUAGCAGACUUGGCGACCUUGAUCAUCUGUCCGGUAAUGUUCAUGCUGCAUGAUUUUUACCAAAAUUAUGUUAUGGGAUGCAUUGGAUGUAAGCUGGAGGGAUUCUUAGAAGGUCUCCUGUUGAUAACAUCCGUUCUAUGUCUGUGUGGGAUAAGCUACGACCGGUUGACAGCGAUCGUGUUCCCAAAGAAAUCCAGACUGACAAUGCGAGGCGUAACGAUUAUUAUUGCUUGUGCCUGGAUCGUGGGACUUGUCCUUGCUCUUCCUUUGACGAUCUACCGAAAUUACAAAGAACGCCAGUGGAAAAAUUAUUUGGAAACAUUUUGCGCAGAGAAUACGAGUUUUCUUCCGCAAUACUGGCAUGUGCUGAUUGGAGCUUUGGUGUGGUUCCCGCUGUUGGUGAUGAUCUGCUGCUACAGUUUGAUAUUCCUCAAACUUGACCGAUACCAAAGAAAGGUGUUGAAUCGGGAACAUCCCAUUUCAGUUUCGUAUAAAAGAAAAGUAGCCAAAUGCCUGUUUGUGGUACUUGUUGUAUUCAUCUUGCUGCGGAUACCAUUUACCACAUUAGUGUUCAUUCGGUACAACCGAUUUGUAAACGCAAACAGUGAUCAAAUUGGGAAAGAUUUUCAAAUACUUUGGUAUGUUUCUCAUUACCUGAUGUUUUUGAAUGCAGCCAUCAAUCCAAUCAUCUAUGGAAUGACGAACGAUAAUUUUCGAAAAGCUUACAAUAAGACAAAAAUUUGGAGAUGUUUCUGGAAGUCUGGACCGGUUAAAAAGAUCGAUCCCAGGAAAAAGGAACCUGCUGUGAUGAUAAUCGGUCAUCUCCAGCCUCGUGGCCCAUGUGGAAGUGACAAGUUUGUGAACUUUUCGGAUUGGGUUAUUCAGCCCAAGCAAGAGGUUCAAACCGCUGAAUCACGAGAAACAAAAACAUCCCAGCUGAAGGCCACUACAGAAGAGAUUCAAACAAAGAGUGAACGAAAAUCUUUGUACAGCUGCAACUUGAUUAUAGCCGAUCAGUUUCAGGAUAAGCAAAACAAGCUACAAUCAGUCGGAUUUAUUUGAAUAUCAAAUUUUUAUCAUAAAAAUAAUUGUCUCAA
This is a messenger RNA of Aedes albopictus (Asian tiger mosquito), 1767 nucleotides long. Its product is annotated as QRFP-like peptide receptor. Gene Ontology annotation, biological process: G protein-coupled receptor signaling pathway. The coding region runs from base 410 to 1732 and encodes 440 amino acids. The transcript has 5 exons. Gene Ontology annotation, molecular function: neuropeptide binding; neuropeptide receptor activity. Gene Ontology annotation, cellular component: plasma membrane; neuron projection. Lineage: Eukaryota; Metazoa; Arthropoda; Insecta; Diptera; Culicidae. The record is from RefSeq and is a predicted model, not a curated record.